CGCCACCUGUAAGCAGGGUUUAAAAGCGAAGCCUGCGGUCGGCCCAAGUCCGAGCGCCGCGGAGCGUCCGUUAGGGUUUGUAUCGUCUUAGCGGAAGAAAUUUCUGCGAGAGAAGCAAUUCUCAGAGACACGAGCUUGGCAAACCUUAGAUAGGUCUGGUAGGUUGUAGAAAAGGGAAGAAACCAUGGAGGCGGCGAAGGAGAAGCUGGCCGCUGUUAACGGCGGGGAAGUGGAAGAUGAGGAGGUAGAAGAGGUAGAGGAGGAGGUCGAGGAGGAGGUCGAGGAGGAGGUUGAGGAGGUAGAGGAGGACGAGGAGGAAGAGGGAGGAGAUGGCGAAGGAGCGGGAGAGAGGAAGAAGAAGUCUCCUGGAAGGAGGAUAGAACAUGUAGAUAGUGCAGGCAAGGAGUUAAAGCAACACGUUAGCGGUUCUUCUUCUUCAGGAAAAAUCUUCGUUGGUGGUGUUGCUUGGGAAACAACCGUAGAGACAUUCACUAAUCACUUUGCGAAGUAUGGGGAGAUCACUGAUUCCGUUAUAAUGAAGGAUAAGCACACCCAGAUGCCUAGAGGAUUUGGAUUCAUUACAUUCGCUGAUCCAUCCGUCAUUGAUAAGGUUUUGGAGGAGGAGCAUUCUAUUGAUGGGCGGGUGGUUGAAGUCAAGAGAACAGUUCCAAGGGAGGAGAUGCCACCAGCAGGAGGUCCCAAGAGCAAGAAAAUCUUUGUGGGAGGAAUACCGACGUCCUUGACAGAUGAUGAGUUCAAGGAGCAGUUCUCCUCUUACGGUGUAGUGGUUGAUCAUCAGAUAAUGGUGGACCACACCACUGGACGUUCUCGAGGCUUUGGCUUUAUCACUUUUGAGAGUGAGGAUCCUGUUGACAAGAUUAUUUCUAAGGGUAGGAUGCAUAAUCUUUUUGGGAAGAAGGUUGAAAUCAAGAGGGCUGAACCCAAGAAAGCUGGUGGAGAAAAUGGAAGAGCUGGUGGUUCAUUUGGAUACCGGGGUGGCUCUUAUGGCAGCGGUGGCGGUGGCGGUGGCUACCGUUCCGUGGGUGUGGGUGGUAGCAAUUAUGGAGGAAGGGCGGGCGGCGGUGGCGGUGGUUUCUAUGGCAGAGGUGGCUAUGGCUACAGCUAUGGUGGCGGUGCUGGUUUUGUUCCUGGCUAUGGGGAGCCUAUGUAUGGUUCAGCUGCAUAUGGGGGCGGUGGCAAUAAUCUCUACGGUGCUGCAGCUGGUGGUUAUGGCCCUGCUUAUGGUGGUUAUGGUGGAGGUGGUGGUGGCAGUGGCCGGGGGUAUGGGAGCCGUUACCACCCCUAUGGAAGAUAAAAAAUUGAGGUUUUUUUCUUUCUUCCAAUUAAUUGUUUUUGAGACGUGUUGGUUUUGCUUGUCUUAUGGAUGUUCGAUUUUGUUUUCAAGUGUAACUUUGUUCUCAACAUGGAGCUGAAUCAUUUUACAAGAGUUUUAAUGUUCCAGCUGUGGUGAUUGUGUUGCCGAACGCUAA
Phalaenopsis equestris is the source of this 1490-nucleotide messenger RNA. RefSeq names its product heterogeneous nuclear ribonucleoprotein A1, A2/B1 homolog. The transcript is spliced from 7 exons. The record is from RefSeq and is a predicted model, not a curated record. Gene Ontology annotation, biological process: regulation of gene expression. The coding region runs from base 185 to 1315 and encodes 376 amino acids. Gene Ontology annotation, molecular function: RNA binding. Lineage: Eukaryota; Viridiplantae; Streptophyta; Magnoliopsida; Asparagales; Orchidaceae. Gene Ontology annotation, cellular component: nucleoplasm.